Cutaneotrichosporon cavernicola is the source of this 645-nucleotide messenger RNA. RefSeq lists its product as uncharacterized. Bases 1 to 645 code for a protein of 214 amino acids. The record is from RefSeq and is a predicted model, not a curated record. Lineage: Eukaryota; Fungi; Basidiomycota; Tremellomycetes; Trichosporonales; Trichosporonaceae. The transcript has 2 exons.
AUGUUCCGUGCCCUCCGUCCUCUAUCCUACGCCCGCGUUCCGCGCCAAGUGGUGCGCGCGCGCUUCAACUCGUCCUCGUCCUCGUCGUCCAAGGCUGAGGCGUCGCACAGCACAAACCUCCUACUGGUCGUUGCGGCGGGUACGGCGGCCGUCGUGAGCAUCAAGACCGUCAUUGAUAUGCGGGUCAGCCCGACCGCCCCAGACCCGCCCCACGCCCACGUGAAGGAGAUUGACGAGCUGGCCGUCUCGGAAUCCAACGACGAUGUCGCCCACAAGGACAAGGUGUCGGAGGCCGUUGAUGCCGCCAAGGCGUCGGCUAGCGAGGCCCUCCACAAGGCUCAGGAUGCGGCGGGCGAUGUCGUCCACAAAGCCCAGGAUGCGGCGGGCGAUGUCGCCCACAAGGCACAGGAUGCGGCGAGCGAUGUGGUCGAUGCAGCUAAGAGUACUGUUGCGUCGGCUACGUCGCAUGUCAAGGACGCGGCAGAGGACGUCAAGGAUGCCGCGACGGACGCAAAGGCCGCUGCGCUCGAGAAAAUCCGGAAGGCUACCGAACCACUCGCGGGCCUGCCUGGCGCAGACUCUAUUAUUGCCGACCUUAUGGCUGAGGCGGAGAAGGCGAUUCAUGGCCACAACUCGAACAAGUAA